UGAACAGGGUGGAGCCUCAGGGGGAAGAAAACGAAGCUGCGGUAUGCCUGGGGCCACACACAAGUCCCCAGAAAUGUAUCUGUUAUCGCUGCUGCUGCUGCUGCUGCCGCUGCUGAAGGUGGAGCCCUCCGGGGCCACGCUGAUCCGGAUCCCUCUUCGCCGAGGCUACACUGGAUACAGAACCCUGAACCCACUGAGAGGAUGGGGGACCCCAUCCCCUGGGGGCAAGCCCACCAUUGUGCCUCUCUCCAAUUUCAUGAAUGUCCAAUAUUAUGGAGAAAUAGGGCUGGGAACGCCCCCACAAAACUUCUCUGUCGUCUUUGACACUGGCUCCUCCAAUCUCUGGGUCCCGUCCAAGAGAUGCUACUUCUUCAGUCUGCCCUGCUGGUUCCACCACCGUUUCAACUCCAACGUUUCUAGUUCCUUCAAGCCCAAUGGAACUAAGUUUGCUAUUCAAUAUGGAACUGGGCGGCUAAGCGGCAUCCUGAGUGAGGACAAGCUGACUAUUGGGGGAAUCACGGGUGCAUCAGUGAUUUUCGGGGAGGCUCUGUGGGAGCCCAGUCUGGUCUUCACUUUUGCUCACUUCGAUGGGAUAUUGGGCCUCGGUUUUCCCAGUCUGGCUGUGGAAGGAGUUCAGCCCCCACUGGAUACAAUGGUGGACCAGGGUCUACUGGAUAAGCCUGUCUUCUCCUUCUACCUCAGCAGGGACCCUGAAGUGGUUGAUGGAGGAGAGCUGGUUCUAGGUGGCUCAGACCCAGCACACUACAUCCCACCCCUCACCUAUGUGCCAGUCACCAUCCCUGCCUACUGGCAGAUCCACAUGGAACGUGUAAAGGUGGGCACAGGGCUGACUCUUUGUGCUCAGGGCUGUGCUGCCAUUCUGGAUACCGGCACAUCUCUCAUCACGGGACCCUCCGAGGAGAUCCAGGCCCUACAGGCAGCCAUUGGGGGAUUCCCCCUGCCGAUGGGGGAGUCUUUCAUCCAGUGCUCGAUAAUCUCAACGCUCCCCCCAGUCUCCUUCAACCUUGGGGGGAUCUGGUUUAACCUGACGGCCCAGGACUACGUCAUCCAGAUUGCUCGGGGUGGCGUCCGCCUCUGUUUGUCCGGCUUCAAGGCCCUGGAUAUACCUCCUCCCGAAGGGCCCUUCUGGAUCCUCGGCGAUGUCUUCUUGCGCAGCUAUGUGGCGGUCUUCGACCGUGGGAACAUAAAAGAAGGUGCCCGAGUAGGGCUGGCGCGCGCACGGUCUCGCAGAGCCGGACGCUGAGGUGGUCCACGCAGGCGCAGUUUCCCGAUUGACGUCCUGGUUAGGCGCCUGCGCACCGGAUGGUAGCCGAGACCUCACUUACUCUGUAGAAAUUCACUAUUUCCAUUUAA
Messenger RNA from Hipposideros armiger (great roundleaf bat), 1374 nucleotides. It is a transcript of the gene NAPSA, whose product is annotated as napsin A aspartic peptidase. Gene Ontology annotation, biological process: proteolysis. The transcript is spliced from 9 exons. Gene Ontology annotation, cellular component: lysosome. The coding region runs from base 44 to 1264 and encodes 406 amino acids. Gene Ontology annotation, molecular function: aspartic-type endopeptidase activity. Lineage: Eukaryota; Metazoa; Chordata; Mammalia; Chiroptera; Hipposideridae. The record is from RefSeq and is a predicted model, not a curated record.